Messenger RNA from Diutina rugosa, 636 nucleotides. Its product is annotated as phosphatidylinositol N-acetylglucosaminyltransferase. Lineage: Eukaryota; Fungi; Ascomycota; Pichiomycetes; Serinales; Debaryomycetaceae. Bases 1 to 636 code for a protein of 211 amino acids. Gene Ontology annotation, biological process: GPI anchor biosynthetic process. The transcript has a single exon. The record is from RefSeq and is a predicted model, not a curated record. Gene Ontology annotation, cellular component: glycosylphosphatidylinositol-N-acetylglucosaminyltransferase (GPI-GnT) complex.
AUGAGCUCGCCCAAGGACUACAUUCUCGAGAUCUCGCCCGCCGUCGACGUCGUCGACGACCACAACACGUUGGAGUUUUCCAUACGCCACCGCAAUGAGACGGUGUUUGACCGCUACCGGCGCCCGGUGGGCGUGGUGGCGGCGGUGGUGAUGAUGACGAUGAUUCUCGAAGUGGUGGGGUGGCCCCAGGCGAAACGGCUCCAGUUUGGCUCGUGGACAAAUGUGGUUACGUUGAUGGUUUCAGCUUUGGUAUGGGUGGCGCUGGUGCUUCGCCAAGAGCCACGUGACUCGGUGUUGGUGAUGAAAGACAUCGGGAUCCAAUUGGAACUGAUCAAGCCCUGGCGCUACCAAUCACUGGUGAAACUGUUUGUCCCCGUGGGGAGGAUCAUUGACUUAGUGCUUCAUGAAGGCUUCCACGAGUACGGCCAAGUGAUUUAUUACCUAGUGAUUCUCACCAAACCAGAUCCGAAACAAGUGAGCCAUGAUAAUAUCAUUAAAGUGGUGUUUCCUGAAUUCUUACCUCGUAAAGAUGUGCUACUAAAAGUGAGAUCGCUCUCGCGCGAUUUGCUCUUUGGCCAACGCAUGUGUUUCAGACGGGUACCAGGGCAAGGACUACGGCCUGUCCAAAAUCAUUGA